GUGGACACCAGAGCAGGAAAUUAGACAGGGGAGGUGGGGGAACACACACAUGCAGGGAUUUUCAUAGUCUUAUUGCCAGAUGAGAGAGAAUUUCAAUAUGCUGCUAAAAUUAACAAUUUGGAAACCAUGGAAAAGCUGUUUAAAAAGAAUGUUAAUUUAAAUGCUGUAGAUACUCUGAAGCGCACUGCAUUCCAUUUUGCUGUUGCGGGAGGUCAUGUGUCAGUGGUGGAUUUUCUUCUUCAUCACAAGGCUAGGCUUGACAUAUCAGAUCAGCAUGGCCUGACAGUGAUUCAUCUUGCAGCUUGGACUGGAAAUCUGGAUAUAAUGCGAAAAUUAGUUAAAGCAGGUGCUGAUCAAAAGGCUAAGAAUGAGGAAGGAAUGAAUGUACUGCACUUUGCGGCUCAGAACAACAGCGUUAAAAUAGUUGAUUAUUUUCUCCAAGAACUUCAUCUGAAUGACUUGAACAAGCCUGAUGCGAAAGGUAAAAAGCCAUUUCUUCUGGCUUCUGAGAAAGGCCAUGUUGACAUGAUAAACAAUUUGAUUGCUCUGAAACUGUUCACAUCUGAAAAAGAUAAGGAGGGAAACACAGCAUUGCAUUUAGCAGCCAAAAAUGGUCACAGUGAAGUUGUAGAAAUUCUGCUUGAACAGUGGGAGGAAAUAAAUGACCUCAAUAAGAAUGGAGAAACUCCAUUUUACUUGUCUGUUAAAGGAGGUCAUGAAAAAUGUGCUGAACUCUUACUGGAUGCAGGGAGUGACAUCAAUGUUUUAACUCAGAGGAUUAUGAUUCCAAAUGAUAGCAGUGCUUUGCAGGUUGCAAUUCAGAAUGGACAUCUAUCCUUGGUUACUUUUCUUAUUGAUAAGAAUAUUGACCUGGUUCCUAAACCCGAGCAGAAGAAUUCCCCUCUCCAUUUAGCAGUCAUCGGUAACAAUCUACCAGUAGUAAAAAGCCUUUUGGAUGCCAAUCAUGAUAUAAAUUCCUUAAACAAUAGGCAGGAAACCCCUCUGCAUUUGGCAGCUGAUCUUGGUAAUGUGGAGUUGGUGGAAGUGCUGCUUAAGGCAGGCUGUGAUCUCAAGACCAUGGAUAAGCAUGGAAAAACUGCACUAGCUGUGGCAUCAAGGAGCAAUCAUGCCCUCAUUGUAGAUAUGAUCAUUAAAGCAGAAAGGUAUUACACCAUGAAAGAGACACAUCUGGCUCAUAGCGAUGAUGGCUCAGACUUCAGCUUGUCCUUCAAACAAGAUCACAGUAUACAGACCAAGCAAAUCCGUUCCUCCCUUUGGAAUCUAGCAUACAACCAGUUAAAACCCCGUGAAUGGAAAAAACUGGCCAUAUUCUGGAAGUUCACAGAUGAACAAAUUAAAGCCAUUGAAGAACAGUGGACAGGGAAAAAAAGUUACAAGGAACAUGGAAACAGAAUGUUGCUCAUCUGGUUACAUGGGACGCUGCUGGCUCAUCAGAAUCCUGUCAAACAUCUAUAUGAAGAUCUCAUGGCAGCAGGAUUUCAGCCUUUAGCUGAGAAGAUCAGAACUUCAAUUAGCACUGGCCUGGACUCCAGAAAAUGUGCAGUUUCAUGAGUUCAUCAAUAAAACAUGGCAUAUAUGGUGGAAUUACAUGCCAGAUGGAAAGUGACUUUCAAAUAAUUUCUGGAAACAAAAACCUAUUUUGAAGUUGUACAACGUUUUCCAAGCUAGAAGAACUUGCACUCCUGAAAUGUAGGUUACUUCUUUGUCAAAUGCUUGCUAUGCAACAAUUUAAAGAAUUUAAGAGUGAAUGGCUGACUGGUGAUUUAUGACUAUACUCCUAAGCAAGAGCCACCCCUUACAAUUUCUACACCUCACUUAACAUUGAUACACUAAUUCCAUACUGGAACUGCAAAUUAAUUUUAUGUUUGACAUGAAAUAUAAAUAAGAUGUUUUCUACCUGAAAAAGGUCAAAUUUAAUAAGUAAAAAUUAUUAGUAUAAAUAAAUCAACUCUUCCAGAAAUAGGCUGGCACCUGGCCUCAUCUGAGAUUCAGCUUUUCAUGAAGUCUUCCUAGGAUUAUGACAAGUCAUUCUUCUUCAGCAUUUGAAUUAUAUAGUGAAAAUACACAAAAAUGUCAUGUCUAAACUCAAGUGUGUCUGGCUACAGAAUCUUCUGUCAUGCUGUAUACAUACUCCAAAAAGAACAUUUGAUAUUUAAUACUUAACACAUCUAGAAAUUAUCUACCUAUUUCUUGUUCAUAUCUUGAAUUAAUAUUGGUAGUGCCUUGCUGAACAUAUUUAAAGGUUUUCUCAUUUAAUAUAUUGCAUAUCUGAAAAAUUAUGUAAAACCUCUAUCUUCUUUAUAACAACAUAGCAAUAUUUUUAUCAAGUAAUGGAAGAAUUGAAUCACCUUUUCUGUUUGUAUAUAAUCUGCUUUAUUUUGGACUGAAUCCUAUUGUUUGUACUAAAAAGAUAAUCUGUAUCUUUGUGUGAAGUUUUACACCAAACUGCCCUCUUGUGUGCAACCUAUUUUGACAUGUCUGCAAAGCAUCAUAAGAAUAUGAAGAACAGGCUGGUAAAUCCUCGAAUUAUGGAAUGCAUCAAGUUCUGCAACCUUAGCUUGAAAAAUGAGAAUGUUUAAGAAUUUGAUGGACUCAGUACCUCACCUGGCCCAAGCUGCACCCUGGGGUGUGAAGGAUACCACCCUGUUGUUCUUCAUUCAAGUACACUAAGAUGUAGGAUAUAAUUAAGGUGCAUGUCAAUUACACUUACUCACAUAAGCAACUAAAAGCAUUUAUAACAAAAAUAAAUUUAAUUUUCUCUU
Molecule: messenger RNA, 2783 nt
Organism: Corapipo altera (White-ruffed manakin)
Lineage: Eukaryota; Metazoa; Chordata; Aves; Passeriformes; Pipridae
Gene: ANKDD1B
Product: ankyrin repeat and death domain containing 1B
Exons: 16
Coding region: 127-1572 (481 amino acids)
Biological process (GO): signal transduction
Molecular function (GO): protein binding
Source: RefSeq, a predicted model, not a curated record